AACCCUUAAACCCUAAACAAAAAAAAGCUCGGGCCAGAGACACUCACACUGAGAGAAAGAAGCUCCGGCCAGAGACACACACAGCGAACUGAGAUAGACGCGGAGUAGAAAGUUAUUUCGAAGAAACAGAACUUAUCAAAAUCAAAAUUUAAUACAAUUAGGGUUUACCUAGCUACAAGGGGAUUGCUUUGGAUUGUAUAUCCUUUAUUUUUUUUUUCCUUUUUUGGGUUGCGGUGUUGGAGACAAAUUAUAUGCUUAAGCAUACAUUACACAUUUAUUAGUAAUUUUUGACCCAAUACAUUUUGUUAGUAUAUAUAGAUAGGUUAUAGAGAGGCUUUUUUAAGUUCUUUUUUUCAGAUGGCAAUGGACGGAAGUUUCAGUCUUGAACUUGCAGUAAAAAGGUUUCUGUCACGUUAUCCGGAGCUUGGAAGAAUCCAAAAGCUCAAUGAUCUUCUAAAUAAGGGAGAAAAGGUGACAGAAGAAGAAGUCAUAAGUGCGGUGACGGAACUGUUUUUGAAUCCAAAUUACACAAUCCACUUGAUUGGAUGUUUCAGGCCAUUGGCUCAGAAGAUCAUAGAUGAAGUUGUGUCCUUGCUUGGCCAGUUGAAUCUGCGUUCCAACCGGGAUGACGCAGCUGUAGACCCAAAAGAGUUUGCUAAUGCAGAAGGCGCUUAUUUUAUUGACCGUUUUGAUCGUGCUGGGAGUGGUUUGAUUCUUCAUGAACUUGCUUGCCUAGCCUUCUGCCGUGCCCUUGAUUUAAAUCAUUCUUUACUUGGGUCUAUGUUGGCUUACUUCAAAUUUGCUCCCCCUCCUUUCGAACGCAUAUUUAGAAAAAGAAUAGUUCAUAAGCAGCUUGAGGAUGCAAGUCAUUGCUUAUUUACUACACGGUUAUCUUACCGCCUCCUUCUUAUGGAACCAGAGAUCUUCUCUGUAAGAUGGGAUUGGUCCUGUUUUCUAGACCUUGUGAAGAUAACUCUAAAUCGUGAUCUCAUUCAUGGUUUUGAAGAUGAGGUAAUAUCAGACAUGAGAUGGUGUGGAAUACAAAUACUAUCCAUCACAUUGAAAAUGAGUGACAGAGCAACUGAAAAUUUUGGUGUUGGAGCUGCAGAGGCAGCUUCUUGUUAUUUGCGCUGGGAGGAGUUCUGUCAAGAUGUAGCUAUAGAGAAGGCUUGCUUGUAUGUUGAAUCAUCUGAACAAACGACAAUGAGUUCUGUUAAUGGAGGAGUAGAUUUUAGUCUACAAAACUUUGAGAAGCCGUGUGACCAUAAUUUACUGGCUUUAUCAAAUCAUUGUAAAAUUAAGCCAAUGCUUAAGAGCCGGAGGCUUGUUACGUGGAAUGAUAUAUCAGGAGGCAAACCAUUUGUAUUGACAUCUACAGUGAAGAGAAGUUUUGAAAUGGUCCUCUUAGCCGUGAGUCAAAGGUGGCCUAUUCUUCUGUAUGGCCCUGCUGGUGCUGGGAAAACUGCUCUCAUUAGCAAGUUAGCCCAGGAUUCUGGGAACCAAGUUCUUACGAUUCACAUGGAUGAACAAAUUGAUGGAAAAACAUUGAUUGGAACGUAUGUCUGCGCUGAGCAACCUGGUGAAUUUAGAUGGCAACCAGGGUCGCUUAUCCAGGCUGUUCUUAAUGGAUAUUGGGUUGUCUUCGAGGACAUUGACAAAGCACCAUCAGAUGUGCAAUCUAUCUUGUUACCUUUAUUGGAAGGUGCAAGCUUCUUCAUAACGGGUCAUGGGGAGGAAAUAACGGUACCAGAAAGCUUUCGGCUAUUUUCCACCAUUUCUACAUCAAAGAUUGAUGGAUUUUGCAGUAAGGAAGGUGGAAAUUCACUUAGCAUUCUUUGGAGGAGAGUGAUGAUUGGGCUGCCAAAUAAUGAUGACUUGCACAAUAUAGUGAAGGCACGGUAUCCAAAUUUGGAGCCUCUUGCUAGGAAACUUAUAGGAACUUUUGAAAGAGUUAACUCUGUCUGUCUGCACCAUAUUUUGGAAUUUCAGACUGGGAGUUUCACUCUUAGUGGAUCUCAGAGCAGGUUCUCAAUAAGGGAUCUCCUUAAAUGGUGUAAGCGGAUUGCAGGAUUAGGCUAUUGCCCUACAGAUGUGUUGACAGCUUAUGAAUGUCGCUGUAUCUAUCAAGAGGCUAUAGACAUAUUUGCGGCAUUUUCUGCAUCAACUGAGAUUAGGUUGGCUAUAAUGAAAGACAUCACAAAUUUGUGGAUGAUUCCACCCUCUGAGGCUGGAAUUCUAUAUCCUUAUAAACCUGAAAUUCAGGGUUUUCUUGCAGAACUAAAAAUUGGAAGAGUUACUGUUCAACGCCAAGAAACUGCGUUGCAUGGCCCUGAGAAACUUGUAAAGAUGCGUAGUUCUCUGCACGUACUUGAGAGAAUUUCUUGCUCUGUUAAGUACAAUGAGCCUGUUCUCCUGGUUGGCGAAACUGGAACCGGGAAGACUACACUUAUACAGAAUCUGGCUAUGAUGCUUGGUCAGAGGCUUACUGUUCUGAAUUUGAGUCAACAGAGCGAUGUUGCUGAUUUAUUGGGAGGUUUUAAGCCAAUAGAUCCACAAUCUAUUUGUGUUCUUAUUUAUAAGGAGUUUGAGAGUCUUUUUUCUAAGACAUUCUCUGUGAAGGAAAAUGAUAAACUUUUUGCCUACUUACAAAAGCAACUGAGGAAGAAGAACUGGGCAAUAUUGUUGAAUGCAUUUAAGAAGUAUGUAGAUAAUUUCCAAAAGAAAUUACAAACUGAGAGAUCUGGAUCUGGGAAGAAGCGGAAGAAACCUUUGGAUGGAGAAGAAAUGCUUAGAGCUUGGGAUAAUUUUUCUGUUAAACUUGAAACUGCCAUCAGGCAGAUUGGGGCUUCAUCUGGAAUGAUAUUUUCAUUUGUAGAGGGAGCCUUUGUAACUGCACUUAGAAAUGGUGAGUGGAUUUUGCUAGAUGAGAUCAAUUUAGCUCCUCCUGAGACCUUGCAGAGAAUUGUUGGUGUUCUUGAAGGAGACUAUGGGUCACUCUGUUUGGCUGAAAGAGGGGAUAUCAGUCAUAUACCUAGACAUCCUAGUUUCCGCAUAUUUGGCUGUAUGAAUCCUGCAACUGAUGCUGGAAAGCGAGACUUGCCCUACUCUCUACGAAGCAGAUUUACAGAGUAUUUUGUUGAUGAUGUGCUGGAUAAAGAAGACCUGAAAUUAUUUAUUAACAAAUUUAUGGAGGAAACCCGAUCAAAUAGUGAACUGGAACAAAGAAUUAUUGAUUUCUAUGAUACAGCCAAAAUGAGAUCUGAAGAAAGGCUGCAAGAUGGGGCUAAUCAGAAACCUCAAUAUAGUUUAAGGUCUUUAUACCGUGCACUCGAGUAUACCAGGGAGGCAAAGGGGAAGUUUGGAUUUCAGAAGGCAGUCUAUGAUGGCUUCUGUAUGUUUUUUCUUACUAUGUUAGACAAACCCAGUGCCAAGAUUAUGAAAGAGAUGAUCAAGAAUAAGUUGUUAGGGGGAAAGAAACCAUCAGCAGUACCGUUUGACGCUUAUUUAAAAGUUAAGAAAGACUCUUUUGAUGAUAUAUUGGAGAAUUAUGUAAUAACAAAAAGUGUUAAGAAGCAACUUGAGAACUUGGCACGUGCUGUUUUUAUCAAAAGGUAUCCAGUUCUCUUACAGGGGCCUACUUCUAGCGGGAAAACUAGCCUAGUUCAGUAUCUUGCUGCAAAAAGUGGUCAUGAAUUUGUACGGAUAAAUAACCAUGAACACACUGAUUUGCAGGAAUAUUUAGGUUCUUACAUAUCUGAUGCUCAUGGCAAGCUCAUAUUUCAGGAGGGUGUAUUGGUUAAGGCAGUCCGGAAUGGCUAUUGGAUCGUUUUGGAUGAGCUAAACCUUGCCCCGUCUGAUGUGCUGGAAGCAUUAAAUAGGUUGUUAGAUGACAAUAGGGAACUUUUUGUGCCUGAAUUGCGUCAAACUAUACGAGCCCAUCCAAAUUUCAUGCUUUUUGCAACUCAAAAUCCACCUACUUUUUAUGGUGGGCGUAAAAUGCUUUCUCGAGCAUUUCGCAAUCGUUUUGUGGAGGUUCAUGUGGAUGAGAUCCCAGAUUAUGAAUUGAUCACAAUUAUAGAGAAAAGGUGUAAAAUCCCUGCAAGCCGUGCCAAAAUCAUGGUUGAAGUCAUGAAGGAGUUGCAGCUGCACAGGCAGAGGAGCAAGGUAUUUGCUGGAAAACAUGGAUUCAUAACUCCUAGAGAUUUGUUUCGUUGGGCUAAUCGUUUGAAAACCUUUGGAAAUUCUAAAGAAGUAAUGGCAGAACAUGGUUACUAUCUUCUGGCAGACAGACUGCGAGACGAAGGAGAGAAACUUGUGGUUCAAGAAAUUCUGGAAAAGCAUCUCCGAGUCAAAAUUGUUAAAGAUAACUUGUAUCAGGGUUCAGGUGUAAGGGACUCUGAAUCUGCUGAAAGCGACUUGGAGAGUCUUGGAAACAUCAUCAUGACAAAAAGUAUGAAGAGAUUGUAUUUUCUUGUCAAGCGUUGUUAUGAGUUACACGAGCCUGUACUGCUUGUUGGUGAAACUGGUGGUGGGAAGACUACUGUCUGUCAAUUAUUGAGUAAAGCAUUGGGUUCAAAGUUGCACAUUUUGAAUUGCCACCAAUACUCAGAAACUUCAGAUUUUAUUGGGGGAUUCUAUCCUAUCCGAGAAAGAUCAAGGCUGACAUCAGAAUACAAAUAUGCAAUAGAGAAGUUGAAGCUGUCAAAGGCUUACGUCCACUUUCCUGAGGUCAUGGAAAUUUCUUCUGAUAUUGGUCAGGCUUCUUUGACUCUUGAUCAUCUUGCUGCAAUAAUAAGUAGUUAUAGACAGUGUAAGGUUUUAUGUCCUGAUGUUACUGCGCAAGAUCUUGAUGCUCUCGAGGAGAUAAAGUUGGAUCUUAGUCAGCUGUAUCAGAAGUGGCAAACAAUAUUUACGUGGCAAGAUGGGCCUCUUGUGCAAGCCAUGAGAGCUGGUGAUCUAUUUCUUGUUGAUGAAAUUUCAUUGGCUGAUGACAGUGUACUGGAAAGAUUGAACAGUGUUUUGGAGCCGGAAAGAAAACUGUCUUUGGCAGAGAAAGGAGGGUCUAUUAUGGAAAAUAUAACAGCUCAUGAAAACUUUUUAGUGCUUGCAACUAUGAACCCUGGAGGUGAUUAUGGUAAGAAGGAAUUAUCUCCUGCUCUUCGUAACCGGUUUACUGAGAUUUGGGUUCUUCCUGUUAGUGACCUGGAUGAACUUAGAGAUAUUGCUUCGAACAGGUUUCCUGGUCCAGAAUUUUUGUAUAUUGUUGAUUCUAUGAUAAAUUUCUGGGAGUGGUUCAACCAGUUACAAGCAGGGAGAGUGCUUACUGUAAGAGAUCUCCUAUCUUGGGUUGAGUUUAUUAACAUGACUAAAGAGAGUUUGGGACAUGAUUAUGCAUCCUUCCAUGGGCUUUUCCUUGUUUUGCUUGAUGGAUUGUGUCUAGGGACUGGUAUUUCCAAAGAGGAAGCUGGAGAAUUAAUGGAGAAGUGCCUUUCUUUUCUUGUAAAGCAACUGCAGCUGGAUGGUAGUAUGCUACAAAAAGUUUCAGCUAUGGGAAAUUAUGGUUGGGGCAACCUUGAAACAACUCCAGAUAUUUCUUUAACUGAUGACAUGCUCUGUGACAAUGUCUUCGGUAUCAGUCCAUUUUAUGUUGAAAAAGGUUCUGAAACAUGUGAGACUAGUGGUUUUGAAUUUCUGGCACCAACCACGCGUAGAAAUGCUCUGCGGGUUUUGCGUGCUAUGCAGCUUCCAAAGCCUGUACUAUUGGAGGGCAGUCCUGGUGUUGGUAAAACAAGUUUGAUUAUUGCCUUGGGAAAGUAUUCUGGCCAUAAGGUUGUACGCAUAAACUUAUCUGAGCAGACUGACUUGAUGGAUUUGCUGGGGUCAGACUUACCUGUUGAGAGUGACGAAGGAAUGAAAUUUGCAUGGUCUGAUGGAAUCUUGCUGCAGGCUCUAAAGGAAGGUUGUUGGGUUUUGCUUGAUGAACUUAAUCUUGCUCCACAAUCUGUCCUAGAGGGUCUGAAUGCUAUUCUGGAUCAUCGUGCUGAGGUCUUUAUUCCUGAGCUCGGCCUUACUUUUAAAUGCCCAUCAUCUUUCAGAGUCUUUGCAUGCCAAAAUCCUUUUUCUCAAGGUGGUGGCAGAAAAGGGCUUCCUAAAUCCUUUCUAAAUCGUUUUACUAAGGUUUAUAUAGAUGAGUUAGUUGAAAAUGACUACUUAUUCAUCUCUAGCUCCCUUUAUCCUUCAAUCCCAAGACCUGUGCUUUCAAAAUUAAUCUUAUUCAAUAAAAGAUUACAUGAAGAUACUAUGACAUAUCGCAAGUUUGCCCAGGAAGGCUCACCAUGGGAGUUUAAUUUGCGUGAUGUGAUACGCUCCUGUGACAUUAUUCAAGGUGCUCCAGAGAUGUUAAAGCUUGAUGGUUUUGUUGACAUUCUGUAUGUUCAAAGGAUGCGUACUCCUGCUGACCGGAAGGAAGUUUUACGGCUAUAUCAAGAGGUAUUUGGGGUCAAGCCAUUGAUAAAUCCUUACCCACGAGUACAGCUUAAUACUAAAUACUUGAUCGUGGGGAAUACUGCUGUCAGAAGAAACAGUGUGCGAUUGUCUAAAUUUAAGAGUAAUCAACUGAAUAUUUUGCCUAGUAUUCUCCAUAGUUUGGAAGCUGCCAUGCAUUGUUUACAGCAUCAAUGGUUGUGCAUCUUGGUUGGUCCACCGUCAUCUGGGAAGACCUCAUUGAUAAGAUUAGUAGCCGAGCUGACUGGCAAUGUGCUAAAUGAGCUGAACCUUUCUUCUGUGACUGAUAUAUCAGAAUUACUUGGAUGCUUUGAGCAAUAUGACGCAUGCCGAAACUUUAGGUCUAUUUGUGCUCAUGUUAAGCGCUAUGUUGCUGAAUAUUGCAGUCUCUUGUUGGAAUUUUCAAAGGUGACAUUCUGUGAAAGAAGGGAUUUAAUUGCCAAAUGGCUUGCUUUCUCAUCUAGAAUGGAUUCUAGUUUCUUGUCAAGUUCCACACUUCUGGAAAACUGGCAGAGUCUUGUCAGUUCUCUUACUUUUCUGGUUGAGAUCAUUGAGCAAUUAAAGAUGGAUGUGAUAAACAAUGAUAUACCCGUUUCUUGGUCAAUCAAUGAACUGAGUAGAACCAUGGAAGCAAUUUUGAAGUUGCAAGAAUAUCUGCAAAGAAGGCAGUUUUCAGCAAAGUUUGAAUGGGUUGCUGGAUUACUCAUAAAGGCAAUAGAAAAUGGUGAAUGGGUUGUUCUGGAGAAUGCAAAUCUUUGUAACCCCACGGUUCUUGAUAGGAUCAACUCUUUGGUGGAGCCAUGUGGUACAAUUACAGUGACAGAAUGUGGGAUUGUUGAUGGAAGCUCAGUGGUUCUCCAUCCACACCCCAACUUUCGAUUAUUCCUCACAGUUGAUCCGAGCUAUGGUGAAGUAUCUCGAGCAAUGCGAAAUAGGGGAGUUGAAAUAUUUAUGAUGCAACCUUAUUGGCUGCUUGACGAGGGAAGUCGUGCAGAGUUCGAAUUAAAGGAUGUGAAAAGAUUUAUUGUGUUAUCUGGUGUUCCUGUUGGUGGAUUGGUUGAAUCAAUGGCUAAUGCUCAUGUCUAUGCUAGGGACGAAGGUAUACGCCUUAAUGUUCAAAUUACAUAUCUUGAGCUUGCACGCUGGAUUACGUUAUUCCAACAGCUUCUUGUGAAUGGUAGCCAGCCUAUUUGGAGUCUUCAGAAGAGCUGGGAGCAUACAUAUCUGUCCACCUUAGGUGAGGCUGUUGGAUGGGAUAUAAUCAAUCAUGCGAAAAUUGCAUUCUUAUCAGCAACACCACAGUCAGGAUCAGAUUUGCCAGUUGAAUUAUCUUUGAAUUUUCCUGGAUGGCCAAUGCUAUUGAAAAUGGAGGAUUUUAUAUUUUACUCGAAGGAAGCUUCUGUUAAAAAGAACUGCAUGCAUUUGCAGUACCUUAUAUCUCAGUAUGAAUUUAGUUCAUUGUUGAUGAAAGAUGGCUUUGACCAAGGCUUUUCUAGCACCAAGUUGAUUGAUUUGAGGAUGAUACAGCAAUUCAUGUUUCCUAAGGCUGCAAAUAGGCUAGUUUCUAGCUCAUGUAGGAACACAAAAUUUGACCAGAAGUUGGCUAAGAAGAUGAUACUGUUUGCUGCCAACUGGACUUUUGAACAGGCUACUGAAAUUGAUUGUGGACUAUAUUUUCUCUGGUUUAGCUGGCUUAGCUCCAAACUAGAACAUGGCCAUUUUUUCCAUUCUUUUGGGAAUUUACUCAAACAGGAAUUCGAGCAUUCUAUUUGGAAGUGUAUUUUUCACUGUCACCAUGAGCUUUUGUCUCUUCACCAAAUAGAUUUGCACUUCCGGCCCGUUCCAUUGCUUUCACUGGACUUGGUUGACUUAACUCCACCAAGUGACAUGUUAAAGGCAUCAUGUGAACUUCUCUGUAAUGCUAUUAACGCUGUAGGUGUUCUGAGACUUUCUUAUGAACAGUGGAAUAUUCAAAGUGGAUAUGACUAUAGUAACGAAGCCCAAUGUUUCAAACUGGUCUUGGAGUCUCUGCAAGGGCUGGAGAGAGAAAUCCUUGAUAUGCUGGUUACAUCUCCAUCAUAUGAUGUACUGAUUAAAUUAUACAUAAAGCUUCUUGAUGACCACAUAGUCUUUUGGAAAGCUUUUAUCUCAUCGCAGUUUGAGCACCUGCUGUUCUCUUGGAAUUCUUUGGUGAAGGAUGUUUCAAGAUUGUGGGAUUUCUGUCCACAUGCUGUUGAGAAUGUAUUAAUGCUGGGAAAUAAGCAUCUAGAUAAAGAAUUUUAUCAAGGUUCACAACAGUCCUUGCUAUGGGUUCACGGUGGUCAUCCAAUACUACCUCCCUCUGCUAAACUAUAUGACAAACAGCAACAGCUUUUGGGGCUAUGUGAUUCAAUCUGGCAACCACAUGUAAACCCGUAUAAGCAAGUGAAUGAUGAUUGCUUUACUAAGGUAGUUGCCUCCUCUGAUCCUGAACUUCGCUUCCUUGCAGUGCAAGGUAUUUGCAUGUCAUUAUAUCUUACUAGUAAAUGUGAUGAAGAUCAUGACAAAGUUGUGGAGCAGUUAGAGGAGAUGCGACAGAUGCUUUUGGAAAGAUUUGGAUAUGAGAAGUGCAAAUUGGAGGCAAAAUUGCAGUCCUAUGGGAAUUUUAUUCUUGAGGCAGAUUCAGCUACUUGUUGUGUUUUCUUCCCUGAAAUUUUGUGCAUGAAGUCUGGCUUUGCUAGUUGGCAAGAGGCGCUUCCUGUAGUUGACAGCACAAGUUUCUUCCUAGAUAUAGAAUUGCUUCAAAAGCUUUCAAUGGUUGUUUUGAUUGAUCCUACAGAAUUACAGCUGGCGCUUGGAGGUGUAUCUAACAUGCUGGAGUCUGCCUUAAAGUACUCGUUAACCUUUUCUGCAAGACCGCCUCAAAAUUUUGUACCACAUCAAAAUAUUUUAUGGACACUUGAAGCAUGGGCAUCUGUUGAUGCAGUGAAUGCAAAAGUUAUCAGUUAUGUUCUUGAGAUGUGGUUCUGGUGGCAUUCAUCUUUGUGGAACCAUUGCCCUGUUUCUGUUGAGGGCUGCACAAGGGUUGAUGGUUAUGAUAUUCCUAUACCUGCUAUGCUUGCUCAGUCAGUGAAAACAGCAUCUGUCAUUGAUAUCAUGAAAAGUUCAUUUUCUAUCAAGGAUUGUUUUGCGUUUUCGUUGAAACUUAAACUCGCGUCACACAAUCUCUGGCAAAGUCCUCCGACGAAGAACAACUUACCCAGUAUUCUGUUAUCCGUUGCUCGUUCUCUCUUCCAACAGAUUGUACAUGCACACGAAAGAGUGUUAGAUGCUGAUAAAUUUUCUGCAAUUAAAGCCAUCUUCUGCUCCUUCCAGAAGAACAUGAUCACACAAGAUGAGGUGCAAAAUUUGAGGUCACUCCUUGCAUCUUCAAGUGAUCAAAGAUUGAACUCCUUGAUGCAUCCGUUGAUUGAGCCUCUACUUAGAGAGCUAUAUCUUGAUUGCUCGUCCACUGACUUCUAUUUGAAUAUUGGUUAUGCAUGGUUACGGAUUGGGGGGUUGCGCUUUAAUCUCUUACUUGGCUGUCAUCAUAUGGAUCCUGCUAUGAAAUACUCUUUCAAGCACUCACAAUUAGAAGAAAAGAUUUCAUCACUCGAGCUUGAAAUUAAGGUACGACAGGAAUGUGACUAUUUAGCAGGAUGGUUUGGUACGAGAAAAGCUGAUAAGAAGAGAGUCGAAUCAUUACAGAUGCUUGAAGUUGAGCGAAAAAGGCUUCAAAGAAAGAUGGUGUUCCGAAGCAACCCUUCAAAAUUUAGUGCACUUAGAAAAGACUGCAAGGAGUUUUUUAGACGUGUUAUGGUUGUGAUGGAUUUGGUGAGUAAUGUUGAAGUUGUGGAAUUUCAGCAGUUUCUUAUUCAAGUGUCUGACUGGCAGAAAACAGCAACUUGUUUUAUUGAACAAUUAUCAAAUGAUUAUAAGGAAUACAUUGAUGUAGCUCAACCAGUUCAAGUUGCUAUAUAUGAGAUGAAACUGGGCUUAUCAUUGGUUCUCUCUGCUGCCUUGUGGAAAAGAAAUUCAAAUAAGAUUGAGGUGGAUAAUAUGGAGCAAGUCAUGGAAUCGAUUUGUUCAUUUAUGAGAUUCCCAAGGGGAUAUGGACUUGAUUCAAUUUCUUCCAAUGAUAUAUAUGCUCCAUUAAAUUUCUUGGAACAGCAAACAAAUUUGCUGGAAAAGGUGGUUUCCCUUUCAAGUGAUAUUAAUGCUGAAAGAGGGGCAUCUGUCUUGCAACUCAAAACCUCUCUUCAUCUGAAUAUUCUUGUCCAUGUUGCAUAUUUUGUGGCUGAUGCACAAAGGAUUGAUAAUACUUCUUUCAAGUUAUUGGAUAAGAUGUUCAAUGAAUUUGCUAGCAUGUGGAUGGACAUGAAAAUUCAAGUGAAAAGCAAAGAAGGUCAUGAUGGUCAACAAUACAAAUUCAGGCCUCGUGCUUUUGAGAUGAAGCAUGUUAUUGAUGUUGAUAUAUCAACUUCUGGCAAGUUUCUUUCAAAUGAGAAUUUCUCAGAAUGGCUGGAGUUGCUUUCUGAAGAUGAAUGUUUGGAUAAGGUGGAGGCUGGUGCAGAGAAGGAAAAUUUGGAGGAAGAAUGGAACCGUAUGCAGGAAGCGGUGCUCUACCACAUGAUUCAGAUGCACAACCAAUUAUUUGGCUCUAUUAAUCUUGUCUUUCAUCCUGGAACUUUCUGUAUCUCCGAUGUGGAUAGGUUUCUUUUAUUCACCAACUCUUAUUCACUAGGAGCAGGGAUGAUCAGAGGUUUAGGAGGUCUGCUUUCUUCUGGUUUAGAUGCUAAACUAAUGCCAGAGCAUUUACUUCGCCUUUGUUUGGAGCAUGAACAUAUAUUUGUUUCAUCUCGUAAAGCAUCUUCAAGUUACAAGUUUUAUAAGGACUCAAAUGCUUCUGAGAUGGCUAAAAUGGUGAAGUUACUUGUCAAUCUUCAGCACAGAAUUAUUAGCCUUCUGAAUGAGUGGGAAGAUCACCCAGGUCUCCAGAAGAUCAUAGAGGCAAUCGAAUUGCUCCUGGCUAUUCCUAUGGGUACACCUCUAGGCAAGGCUCUUUUAGGAUUGCGCUUCUUACUAAACAGAGUUAGAGUAUUAGAAGAAAAUGGAUCAAAAUCCUCUCUCUCUGACCAACUGGUACCUAUUAUUGCUCUGGUAUGCUCGUGGCAAAAGAUGGAAUUUGAGUCUUGGCCCGCAUUACUUGAUGAGGUUCAGGAUCAAUAUGAGAUAAAUGCUGCAAAGUUGUGGUUUCCCUUAUUUUCAGUUUUGCACCAUAGCCAUGCUGCUGAAGUUCUCGCACACGAGCAGUCUACAAUAGAAAGUUUGGAGGACUUUAUCAACACUUCAAGCAUUGGUGAAUUUAGAAAACGGCUUCUGCUUCUUUUUGCUUUCCUUGGUCAAAUUACUGCUGGUAGAUGCCUAGAAGUUGAAACUUAUUCAAGUCCUUGGCAGGAUAAAAAUAUGGAGAUUUUGUACAAUAUGUUUGGGUACUAUGUUCAAUUCUUGCCACGAAUCUUAGAGCAUAUUGAAGCUAGUAGAAAAAGUAUUGGCAUGGAACUUAAAGAACUUCUGAAGCUGUGUCGCUGGGACAGAGUUGAAGAUUGUUUGUGUGCUAAAAAGUCAAAAACGAACAGACAGAAGCUUAGGAAGCUAAUCCAGAAGUACACAGAUGUACUGCAACAACCUGUAAUGCUUAUUCUGAACCAAGAAGCUGGGCAGAAAGGAAUAGCAAUCAAAUCUCUGCAAGAUCCAAGGCCUCUCAAUAAUAUCUUGGAGGCAAAUGCAGGAUUGUUGAAUAAUGUUCUAGAUGAGUUCAGCAAUAAAGACAGGCUUUUAUGGUUCCCUGAUUGGAUCAAAAAAGUAAAUGGUACUAUUCAGAGUUUAUAUCUUGACAAGACUUCUUCUCAAUUACGCUCUCUUGGUGAUGAAGAUGUUGCAAGUAUAAUACGGCAGUGUUUAGCUUCCCAGUCAGCAUGCUUAUCACAACUGGAACUGUGGAAUGGUGUGCAUCAGACAGUUGAAAAAAUAUGCAGAGCCACAAUUGAUUGUGAUGAACUCUGGAAAGAUAUAGGAAAAAGUAUAGGGAAGAAGAGGGUUUUCUCUGAGCUUCUAAAGCUGUUAGAAAGCAGUGGGUUGCAGAAGCACAAGUUAGAAGUUAUGAGGAUAUCAAACAACUCCAACUGGUUGUUCGUUCAGCCAUCAUAUGAUGUGCAACACUUGUUGCUGAAUCCAAGUAGACUGUCUCAUGGAGCUUCUGUUGCCGGUGGAUUGCAAUGUCAGUCCGAUGAAAAUGUUAGCAGUGAAUGGAAAAUAGUCAAUGAAUUUUACUUUAAGAGCACUGCAUCCGUGCAGCUUCUGCAGAGGAUAUGUCUGAAACCCCAUCAAGAUAUUACCUAUGAGCAGGCUAGUAGGUCUGUCUCUUUCCUGAACCAUCUCAUAGUUAUACAACAGAGUCAACGUGCUGCUGCCUACGGUUUUUCUAAGCAUUUGAAGUGUUUGCGGGAAUCUUUAUGUGCUUUGAAAAAUUUAUAUUCAAGGUGCCCGCUUGGGGACAAUCAAAUAGGAAGUGUUUGCUCUAUUUCACCCAACCAGGAUGCCAUCUUCAAAUGCAUGUGGAAACAGAAGCAAUUGUUUGAUAGUCUAGUUGCCAUGUUGGUGGAGGAAUCACUAUUGCUUAAAACAGUGGAAAGUACCCACUCCAAGUCUUGUCGAAGUGUCAAGCCUGCAACUAAUCAUGUUCUUCAAUUCAUUGAAAAAUUUAUUCCACUCAUGCAGAAAUCUAAGGAAUCACUGGAUAACCAUCUUAUUGGUCAUCUUGGAGUAAUGCAGACUCUUAUGCAGGAAUCAUUAGAUAAAUAUCUUCUUUGCCAUGUUGGCACUAUUUCUCCUCAUCCCAUGCGCCCAUAUGUCAUUUCAAAACAAAUGGAAGAUUUGGUACAUACAAAUUUUCAAGUUAUUAAGGAGUUUGAGGAGCAUCUCAUUGACUUUCACAAGCAAGAUUUGAGUAGAAGCUCAGUCAUAGAGACCCUGCUUCAUCGUUUCGAUAAUGCAUUUGAAAAGUGCAAGUUGUUGGCUGAGGAGCUUGACUUUUCUCUUAAGGAAAAAUCAUUAAACGAAUCAUCAAACACGUCUGAAAAGUCCAACUGCUGCUAUGAGAGUUGUUCCAAGCUUGAUGCAAUGUUUGGUGGAGCCCUCAGAAAAACUUUUGAAGUAUUAGUGAAUGUGCUGAAAAGACAGUGUUCAUUGAGUAGUGAAUGUGCUCUCUCUGAAAAAUUGUCAGAGAAUAUUACCUCAUGGGAGUUUCUAUUUAAAUCAUUAGUGGAGAAUUUAAAUGUGGAGGGAUUGUAUGAUAAUCUUCUCAAAACGAUAUUUUGUGCGGAAAAAAUGAUAAGUCGUUCUGGCUCUGAAGCUUCUCCCCUUUCUUUCCAUCUUGGAGCAUGUUUCGAGCAUCUACAUGCACUUUCAGACCUGGUAUUGACUUUCGGUGAAGGUUUACUUCAAGAUCUUUUAGCCAUGCAUAAAAGGGUAUCCGUAAUGACUCAUGUUCUUGCAAAUGUUUUAGCUUCUUUGUUCUCCAAAGGGUUUGGUAGUCCUGCCAAAGAGGAGGAAGAUGAUGCCAGGAAUGGUAAAUCUCAAGAUGCAACUGGAACUGGCAUGGGUGAAGGCUCGGGAGUUAAUGAUGUCAGUGAACAGAUAACUGAUGAAGAUCAACUUCUUGGGACUUCUGACAAGCCAAGUGAAGAACAAGAUGCCUCAGGUGAUGCUCCAAAUAAGAAUGACAAGGGUAUCGAGAUGGAGCAGGAUUUCACUGCUGAUACAUUUAGUGUUAGUGAGGACUCUGAUGAAGAGAAUGAUGAGGACAGUGAUGAUGGGCAACUGGAGUCUGCAAUGGGGGAAACUGGACCUGACGGGGAAGCCAUUGAUGAGAAACUUUGGGAUAAGGAGGAAGAUGAAAAUCCUAAUAACAGAAAUGAAAAAUAUGAAUCUGGACCAUCAGUAAUAGAAAAGGAUGCAAGCAGUAGAGAGCUUAGAGCCAAGGAGGAGUCUGGUGCUGCUGACGAACAAGGAGAGCUCAAUUCUGAGGAACUUGAUAAACAAAAUGAAGAGGUUGAAAACCAAGAUGGUCUUGGUGAUAGAGAAGAAAGCAUGGAUGGCAUGCACAUGGAUAAAGAAGAAUCAGUUGCUGAUCCAACUGGACUACAGCUUGAGGAGUUGAAAGAAGGGUCUGAUGAGAUAAUGGAUGCGAAUGAAGGAAUGAAUGAAAAAGAAGACUUGGAUUCUAUGGAAGAGAUAGGUCCUGAAGAUGGAAAUGAGUCUGCUGAGAAUGGGAACAGUGGCGAGUCUGCAGAGAGUGGGGACGAUGCUGAAGAAAAUGCAAAUCCUGCUGGUGAAACUAUGGUAGAGGCAGAUGCUGAACAAGCAGGUGGACCAGCUGAAAGCAAUGAUCCUGGCAAGGAUGACAAAGAGAAUUUAGAGAUGAGGUCAAUGGCAUCAAAGCAGGAUUGGUUUGGACAUGGAAUUCCUGACUUGGUUAAUAAUCAUGUGCCAAAUACAGCAUCUGCAACACAACCAAACGGUGACUCACAGGUAUCUGAUUCAAGAAAUGUUGCACCAGAAGAAAAUACGUCCAGUACCAAUGAAGCAUAUAAUGACCUUGGUCCUCUGAAAAGCUUACCUUCGGGUCCUAUAUCUGAGAUGGACUUAACAGUCUAUGAUCCGUCAAAUAAUGGAAAAUUCACUGAUGAUCCACAAAAAACCGAAAUCCCUCAGAAGGAGUCUUCGUCUGUUCAGAAAACCCAACCAAACCCUUACAGGAAUGUUGGUGAUGCACUUGAGGAGUGGAAAGAAAGGGUCAAAGUGUCCGUUGACCUUCAGGCAGACAACAAAGAGGCUCCAGGUGAACUAGAGGACCAGGAUGCUGAUGAAUAUGGAUAUGUUCCUGAGUUUGAAAAGGGAACAGAUCAGACAUUGGGCCCUGCUACUUCUGAGCAGAUUGACACUAAUACCAAUAGUAAUAAGUUGGAUGAGGAUAAUGCUGCAGCUCUAAGAGAUGACAUCACUGAGAUGGAGAUUGAUAAGCAAACUUCUGAUGAAUGGCAUCUCAAACAUCAUGGUUCAAUCCUCAAAAGUAGGACAGAGGAUCAGACGCUAAUGCCUGAUUCUCAGAUUCCUUAUAAGGAGCGAUCCCCAGAAAUUUGUGGUCGUGAUAAUGAUGGCCCUGGAACCCUUUCUGAGAGUUUAAUAUCUGUCAAAAAAUCUUACUUUAAUGAGGAUAUACACCAACUCAGCAAGCUUUCUGUGGAUGACAAUCAGCUAGGAAACGCCCAGGAUCUUGGAGAAUGUUCCCUUGAUAUGAAAAGUAAUGCUACUGCCCUUUGGAGAAGAUACGAGUUGCUCACGACAAGGUUGUCCCAGGAGUUAGCUGAACAAUUGCGUCUUGUUAUGGAACCUACUCUAGCGAGCAAGCUUCAAGGGGAUUAUAAGACUGGCAAGAGAAUCAACAUGAAGAAGGUAAUUCCUUACAUAGCGAGUCACUACCGGAAAGAUAAAAUAUGGCUGAGGCGUACUCGACCUAACAAACGUGACUACCAAGUUAUCAUCGCUGUGGAUGAUUCUCGAAGCAUGUCAGAAAGUUGUUGUGGGGAUGUUGCGGUUGAAUCUUUGGUGACCGUAUGUCGUGCCAUGUCUCAACUGGAAAUGGGAAACUUGGCUGUUGCAAGUUUCGGUAAGAAGGGAAACAUAAGGUUACUGCAUGAUUUUGAUCAGCCCUUUAAUGGGGAGGCUGGGGUCAAGAUAAUCUCCAGUUUGACAUUCAGGCAGGAGAAUACCAUUGCCGAUGAACCAGUUGUUGACCUGUUAACAUAUCUGAACAAAAUGCUUGAUUCUGCAGUUGUGAGAGCACGACUCCCUUCUGGACAGAAUCCACUACAACAGCUUGUUUUGAUCAUUGCAGAUGGCAGGUUCCAUGAAAAGGAGAAAUUAAAACAUUGUGUUAGAGAUUUCUUAAGUCGGAAGCGAAUGGUUGCAUUUCUGCUUCUGGAUAAUCCACAGGAAUCAAUCAUGGAUCAAAUGGAAGCUUCAUUUGCGGGUGAAGGUGAAAAAAGAGUACUUAAAUUCACAAAAUACCUAGACUCUUUUCCCUUCCCAUUUUAUGUUGUACUGAGGAAUAUUGAGGCGCUUCCAAGGACUCUUGCUGAUCUAUUGAGACAGUGGUUUGAGCUUAUGCAGUAUUCAAGGGACUAGAUUGUCUUUCGGGUGGAGAUGGUUUGCCAUCAAUUUUCCUUUGCCUGCAAGAGGCCCCAAUUUUGGAGAUAAAUGUUUCACAACAGUUUCUCAAGGAAAAGAAAAAAAAGGAAAAAAUAGUUGCAUCCUUGAGAUAAACCUUCACUGUGCUGAGAAGGUGGAGGCAAGGAGCCAAUUUUACGGCAUCAUUUGUAUAAUAUAUGAGGGGGAAAAAGAGAGGAAUGGAAUGUAUACUGUUUGAUAAUGUAGUUGAUGUACAGUGGAUGUUGUAAAGUUCCUUAUUUCAUAAAUGUCAAAUAUCCACCACUUUGAGCUUGAGCAA
This is a messenger RNA of Ricinus communis (castor bean), 17092 nucleotides long. Its product is annotated as midasin. NCBI's taxonomy places the organism in Eukaryota, Viridiplantae, Streptophyta, Magnoliopsida, Malpighiales, Euphorbiaceae. Gene Ontology annotation, molecular function: ATP binding; ATP hydrolysis activity. Gene Ontology annotation, biological process: rRNA processing; ribosomal large subunit assembly. The coding region runs from base 358 to 16770 and encodes 5470 amino acids. The record is from RefSeq and is a predicted model, not a curated record. Gene Ontology annotation, cellular component: nucleus; preribosome, large subunit precursor. The transcript has 78 exons.